AUGCCCAGCCGCCAAGUCAGGGGCUCCAACCACAACCACCACAACAACCACAACAACCACAACAACCACAACAACCACAACAACCAACCAUUCAUUGCCCGCGACAACGACAACCCCCCCUUCAAGACGCUCUUCUUUCCUUCUCUUCCUCGCAUACAUCAAAUCACAUCUCAUCUACAACACAAAACAUCCCACCAUGCCAACCGCCCAAGAUACGUACACCAUCUCCAUCCCCGUCUCCCCGCCGCCUCCUCGAAACCUGUCCGCCUACUCGCGGUUCAUGCACGACCACACCAAGCGACAAAUGGAGGCCAACGGAGCUACCACCACCCGCUCAAGUACAAGCAGCACCUCGUCAUCGAGCAGUGCUCUGACGAACGGAACAAUCCCUCGCGACUUCCGACCAUGAAGUUUGUCGGCGCUGGCGUACUACUCUGCUCCAGCUUUGAAAAUUUCUGCUGCGCAGGUUGUCUGCCACGACGUGGGUUUUCAGAUUUGCACAAGCCUAGCGGCCGGCCACUGGGUGGAAACUGUAUCACCGCUGCUUGGGGAGGGGAUAGCGAAUUUGUCCAGAUGGUGCUUUUGAGCAAGACGUAG
This is a messenger RNA of Ustilaginoidea virens, 597 nucleotides long. RefSeq lists its product as uncharacterized. NCBI's taxonomy places the organism in Eukaryota, Fungi, Ascomycota, Sordariomycetes, Hypocreales, Clavicipitaceae. The transcript is spliced from 2 exons. Bases 1 to 597 code for a protein of 198 amino acids. The record is from RefSeq and is a predicted model, not a curated record.